Messenger RNA from Ilex paraguariensis (yerba mate), 306 nucleotides. The record is from the annotation of a GenBank genome assembly. Lineage: Eukaryota; Viridiplantae; Streptophyta; Magnoliopsida; Aquifoliales; Aquifoliaceae.
AUGUGCAAAAAUAAAGUCUUCUUCGAACUAAGCCUCGACGAUGAAGCCUUAGCUUGUGUGCAGCACACCUCUCCAAGGAAUAAUGCUGCAUCAAAAAGGGUUAGAUCACGAUUAUUUAUACAGCGAGAAAGAGAAAGAGAGGACGGUAGCGAAAGGAACCUUCUAGCUAACCGGGUCAAUUCAAACUCUCCUUUAAUCGAAAAUUUUCUUCGCUAUGCAAGGGUUGUCACGUGGCCCAUACAAAAAUUUCUCGACAUGUUGGCUAUAUACCAAAACGUGGGAUUGAGUGUGCUUUUUGGACACUGA